AUGACGGACACAGGUAGUAUUCGCUCGUCAGAGGGUGCAUGUAGCUCAUUAGGAGACGAACGGGAACGGGCAAGAGUUGUGCAAAAAAUUACAGAGCUUAAAGACAAAUUGAAAGCAAAUAAUGAGUCAGGCGAAGCACGGAUUGAAAAGUUUUUGGCAGUUACGAGGCAAUCCGAAGUAGAAAGAGGAGUAGGAUGCGAUAAUCCACAAUUAGUGCGCAUUCGAGCAAACUUUGAAAGACAAAAUAAGAGACACACGCAGGAAACAGAAAUGCUUAAGAGAAAGCUACACGAAUAUGAACAGAAGCUUGCUGCCCUAGACAAAGGAGAGUAUGAGCCAAGUCCGAGCCGAUCUAGCGUAAUCUCUCAAGGAAUAAGAAAAGCUGGGGCAAAUAUGAAAGGCAUGACGGAAACUGUGAUGACUGCUCCGAUGGAGUUUGCCCACAAGAUUAAAACUGCAUUUGGAUCUGCCGAUAAUGUGAAUGUUUCACGAACUUCAGACGGUCAAAUCGGUCAUUCCACAUUCUUUACUGAGCGUAGAAGUGCCGACAACGAAACAGACCUGAAUAGUGACGCAAAACUUAUGAAACAUACAAAGCCAAAUCAUUCGUCUGUGCGAAAUAGUUCAACUCUUCCACCAAAUAUGAGUUUAAGUUGCGGGAUUCCGGAUAAUGAUUAUCCAAUGCGUCCAGGAAGCUCUGAUGAUGGAAAUAUCUCCCAAAUGUAUCGAACAGCAAAUAAUAGUCUCUGUUCGCCACCAAAUGCUGCCCAUGUUUCCCAUCUCUCCGCCCAUGAUCCUUAUGCUGGCGAUAUUGCUUGCCAAAUCAACGAUCAGCUGAAAACAAUGAUUCAAAGGAUAAAUGGCAUAGAGUUGAAAUACGAUCAACUAGCGAAAGACGUAUCACGUGAGAUUGAAUAUUAUACGAAUGCAUUGGAGGAGGAAAGAUUCAAAAUAACGAAACUUGAAGGAAUUUUGAAUGAGACAAUUGAACUUCACCAAGCGGAACUUUCGUCUCUAAAAGAGCAAAAUCUCAUGGCGGUGCGCGUCGACUACCAGCAUAACGACAGAUUCAAAAACAUUGAGGAGAGAAUUGAAUCUGUUCAAAAUCAUAUGACUCGCUUGGAAACGUCUCUCACCGACGCCAUAAAUGUGCGCAUCUCAAAUCCUGUCUGGGGAAACGCUGCCCUCUCUGGGGCAAAUAUUUUAGUCGAGAUGCUCAAGAUAUUUUUGUUUGUCGUUGCAACGAUUCUUGACUUUGUCAGACCAUUAACGGGCUCUAGAAAUAGAGCAGGAGUUCUUCUUGUCCUCAUUUUGGUGUUGUUCUUGUUCGGUGGAAAUAUUGUCAAAUGGUUCCCUAUUAACUAUUUGUUUGACAAAAUGAAUAAGAACAACACCCCUCCAAGAAAUGGCGAAUUGUAA
Molecule: messenger RNA, 1419 nt
Organism: Caenorhabditis bovis
Lineage: Eukaryota; Metazoa; Nematoda; Chromadorea; Rhabditida; Rhabditidae
Source: the annotation of a GenBank genome assembly